AAAGGUGUUCUUGUUAAACGGAAGUAGCAUCUGAAAACACCCACGGUCUUCACCGGAAUGAUGUAAGUCAACCCCAUUCAAAACUCAGAACUGUCGUUCUCCCAGCCUGGGAAUUCAGCUGGCGCGUCUCUUGUGCCGAAAUUUUGCUGUCAGAGAUUGUGGAAUGCUGCUGGACGAGACUCCGCUUUUUGAGCCUUCUCUGCUCCAGGAGUUAGACUGGAGUAGCAACAGCGCUUCUUUCUCCCCCCCCAUCUCACCGUCCAGUCCUGGAGAUGGUCUGGUGCUCAGACCGCUGUGCAUGGCAGAUUUCAAUAGAGGAUUCUUCAACGUUUUAUCCCAACUCACCCAGACGGGGGAUGUCACUCCAGAACAGUUUGCAAAGAAGUUUGAGCACAUGAAAACUACAGGCGACUACUAUGUUGUGGUUGUGGAGGACACAAAUCUGGGACAGAUUGUUGCCACUGCCACGCUGAUCACCGAACACAAAUUCAUCCACUCCUGUGCUAAGAGAGGCCGGGUGGAGGAGGUAGUUGUCAGCGAUGUGUGCAGAGGGAGGCAGCUGGGGAAACUAUUAGUUUCAACUCUCACUCUUCUCAGCAGAAAACUGAACUGCUAUAAAAUCACUCUGGAGUGUGCACCCAAAAAUGUGGCUUUCUACCAAAAGUUUGGCUACAGUGCCUCAGACGAGACUUACAUGCAGCACCGGUUCUUCGACUGACAGUUGCAGCUUUUAACCCCAUAUUUUUUGGGGGAAUGGACCAUUGAUCUGUUAUCUGACAUCAGCACUUAAGAAGGAGCAUCUGAAGAUGUGUUUGCUGCUGUGACAGAGCUCAAUCUUCCCUGAACACUCAUCCUCAUUUUGUAACAUUUGAGUAAACAUAUUUGUACAGAAAUGCUAAUUUACACAUAAGAAUCCACCCUUUGGUAACCAUGGCUGCCUCACCAGGGUGGACUUCUGCUAUCAUCUUCCCAUCAAAACCAUUCAUCUUAAGGCAGAAACACCGGUUACUGUAAAUGUGAUGUCUUAUUUUUUUUACUUUGCACACGAGUAACUGCUGUGUGCUAACAGAAAAUAGUCAGAAUGUGUUGACACUACUGUAAGUAAAUGAGAGGAAUGCAACACCUAUUUAUAUACUCUAAUUCAUGAUAGAAAAUAAAGUGCGGGCAACAGCUUUUGGAGUUUAAUAUUAUAAACCAAAUGUGCUUCUACAAUUUCUGCUUAUCUGACAGGUUUCUGUCAGAAAAGAAAGGAACUGUUUUUUCCUUAAAGGCUUUUGAAAAGUGAUUUCAGAUUUGGGUUUCUCUCCUUUGAUCUGUCUGUUCACUAAAAUGUGCUCUCUUUGUCAACAAGCCUCCUUGUUUAUGUUGCUGGAUAACUUGAACAUUUUGAGUGCCACCAGACAGGAGGUAUUAUACUGAAAGGCUGUUGGAACACUUUCAGUUAAGAAAAAAAAAUCAUUUUUAAAGGUAGUGGUUAGAUUUCAAAUGGCUUUUACAUUUUUCUAGUUUGUUAACUACUGGAGUUAGAAAUGUUUUCAAUGGGAAAUGGAUACAAGCUUUUGUAAUUUCUUUUUUUAUUUAUACCUUUUUAGUUUUGUUUUAUGAAAAAUAUUUUUUGUGGAGAGAAAGGAAAUAUAUUUAAUGUAACUUAUUUCCAAAUGGUAAUAAAAAUCUUCUAAGAGGUACAGUAUUUAAUUAGUGAAAAUGUGUCUAUAAAUGGGUGUUUUUGUGUAACUAAGUAGUUACAGAACAGGUGUAUGUAUUCUGACAUCACAUGACACAGUGACUUCUCACUGGUGAAUUAUGGCUUCAAAGUAAGUACAGACACAAGAUCGCACAUAUGCAAAAAUCAUCCAAAUUACAGGUGACGGCAAUAUAGAAUUUUUCUGCAAAUGGUUGUGUGAAAAAACAAAAACAAAAA
Menidia menidia (Atlantic silverside) is the source of this 1921-nucleotide messenger RNA. The record is from the annotation of a GenBank genome assembly. NCBI's taxonomy places the organism in Eukaryota, Metazoa, Chordata, Actinopteri, Atheriniformes, Atherinopsidae.